AUGUAUGUCUUUUUGCGAAAGUCAUUAUAUGGUCUUAAGCAGGCACCCCGUGCAUGGUAUAAGCAGUUUGCUGACUAUGUCAUUUCUCUUGGUUUCUCAAAUAGCAAAUGUGAUAACUCAUUGUUUAUUUAUCGCAAGGGGACUGACAUGGCUUAUAUCUUGUUGUAUGUUGAUGAUAUAAUCUUGACUGCUUCUUCUAAUGCUCUCCGUGUGUCUAUAAUGGGUCUUCUUAGCUCGGAAUUUGCUAUGAAAGAUCUUGGUCCGUUGAAUUAUUUUCUUGGCAUUGCCGUGACCCGACAUAAGGGAGGUAUGUUUCUUUCACAGCGCAAGUAUGCCGAACAAAUAAUUGAGCGGGCCGGAAUGGCCUCAUGCAAGUCAUCUCCUACUGCUGUUGACACAAAGGAAAAGGUUAGUGCUACCUAUGAGGAUCCCACUCUUUAUAGGAGUCUUGCCGGGGCUCUACAGUAUCUUACAUUCACCCGACCGGAUAUUUCUUAUGCUGUUCAACAAGUGUGCUUACAUAUGCAUGAUCCGAGAGUUGACCAUAUGCAAGCUCUAAAGCGCAUUAUCCGGUACCUUCAAGGUACGCUUGAUCAUAGCCUCCAUCUCUAUUCAUCUUCAAUAUCAUCUCUUGUAUCUUAUACUGAUGCUGAUUGGGGUGGUUGCCCGGAUACAAGACGUUCUACCUCUGGUUAUUGUGUAUUUUUGGGUGAUAAUUUGAUUUCUUGGUCCUCCAAAAGACAACCUACACUCUCUCGGUCGAGUGCUGAGGCCGAGUAUCGCGGUGUAGCAAAUGCAGUAGCCGAAUCCUGUUGGUUACGAAAUUUGCUAUUGGAGCUACAUUGUCCGAUUCAAAAGGCUACACUUGUUUAUUGUGACAAUGUUAGUGCAAUUUAUUUAUCGAGUAAUCCGGUGCAACAUCAACGUACCAAGCAUAUUGAGAUGGACAUUCACUUUGUACGGGAAAAGGUUGCCCGUGGACAGGUUCGAGUUCUUCAUGUUCCAUCACGAUAUCAAAUCGCGGAUAUUUUUACUAAGGGUCUUCCGCGUGUUCUGUUUGAAGAUUUUCGGGACAGUCUCAGUGUCCGUCAACUUCCCGCUUCGACUGCGGGGGUGUGUUAA
Molecule: messenger RNA, 1122 nt
Organism: Lycium barbarum (goji berry)
Lineage: Eukaryota; Viridiplantae; Streptophyta; Magnoliopsida; Solanales; Solanaceae
Exons: 1
Coding region: 1-1122 (373 amino acids)
Source: RefSeq, a predicted model, not a curated record